CUCUUUUAUUUUUCCUCUUCAUUCCCACCUCCAAUCUUUCUUGCUUUCUCCUUUCUCUCUCUCUCUCUCUCUCUCUCUGGAUCUUUCUCUGCAAAUACUAAAACUCCUCCUCUUGUUGAUUUGAUUCUCCACUUGUGUGUAUUAUCUCACAAAAAUUAAGAACCACUCAAUCAACCUUUACAAGAAAAAAGAAAAGAGAGAAAGCUAUAGCUCAAGAAUUGAACCAUGGUUUUCUCUUCUAUCCCAGCUUAUCUUGAUCCAGCCAACUGGCAACAAAUAUUUGUUCUUCUUUCUAUUUUACAGCAACCAAAUAAUCACCACCAGCCUGGCGGAACUAGUGGUGCAAACACUCAUCAGCUUCCUCCACCUCCACCUCCACCACCACUUCCUCAACCUCAUGGAAGCGGAGGUGCGGGCUCGAUCCGACCUGGUUCAAUGGCAGAUCGAGCCCGUCUGGCUAACAUACCUAUGCCAGAGACAGCAUUAAAAUGCCCAAGAUGUGAAUCAACAAACACAAAAUUUUGCUAUUUCAACAACUACAGUCUUACGCAGCCUCGACACUUCUGCAAAACCUGUAGAAGGUACUGGACAAGAGGAGGUGCUCUAAGGAAUGUCCCAGUUGGUGGUGGUUGUAGGAGAAACAAAAGAAGCAAAGGAAGCAACUCAAAAUCUCCGGUCAGUGGUGAUCGCCCAACGGGUUCUGGUUCCUCAAGUACCGUAUCAUCUAAUAGUGGAACCAGUGAUAUGCUAGGCCUUGUACCACAGGUUCCACCGUUAAGGUUCAUGGCUCCUCUUCAUCAUCUAUCCGAAUUUGCUACUGGAGAUAUCGGGUUAAACUAUGGUGCCCUUUCAGGUCAAGUUGGAGGACCAAGUGACUUGAAUUUUCAAAUAGGGAGUGCUUUAGCUAGUGUUGGUCUUGGUGGUAGUGGUGGUGGUUGUGGAAGUGGCAGUGGCAGUGGCGUUGGUGGUUCACUUUUGUCAGUGGGUGGUCUAGAGCAGUGGAGGUUACAUCAAGGGCCGCAAUUUCCUUUCUUGGGUGGGUUAGAUUCUUCUUCUUCUAAUUCAGGGUUAUACCCAUUUGAAAGUAGUGGUGGUGGUGAACCAUCUGGUUAUGGUGGCGGGGUAGGUCAAGUCAGGCCAAAGAUAUCAAGUUCUUUAACAACCCAGUUCGCAUCAGUGAAAAUGGAAGAUAAUCCAGAAUUGAAUUUGUCAAGACAGCUUCUGGGUAUGACAGGGAAUGAUCACUAUUGGACUGGAACUGCAUGGACAGAUCUUUCUAGUUUUAGCUCUUCUUCUACUAGCAAUCCAUUAUAAGUCUUUUGCCAUGGAAUGAAGCUCAUGAAGCUAAGUUUUUUUUUUUUUUUUUUUUUUUCCUUUUUCUGAAGUAGGAUCUUU
Molecule: messenger RNA, 1395 nt
Organism: Jatropha curcas
Lineage: Eukaryota; Viridiplantae; Streptophyta; Magnoliopsida; Malpighiales; Euphorbiaceae
Product: dof zinc finger protein DOF2.4
Biological process (GO): regulation of DNA-templated transcription
Molecular function (GO): DNA binding; DNA-binding transcription factor activity
Source: RefSeq, a predicted model, not a curated record